AACAACUGUACUGACCGAAAUCUCGUUCACUGUAACACGGCUAAAUCAAAACAUGCGAUUAAUCUUCAGGCACACGAACCAGCCUCUUCUACUUUCAUCUCUGAGUUAAUAUUAUGACGGAUAAACGUUUUAAACUGGCGUGAGUUAAUCUUGAAUUUCUUGUUUGCGAAGACAGUAAAAUGGCGGUGUUCUGCGACCGAAUUGGUCACGUCAUAGUUGGAACAGACGGGUCCUCGACUGGCCUGAUCUCCAACGUGUUGGGGGAACUGUCUGACCAGGGCCGUCUGCUCACCCUCAACCUCCAGACAGUCAGCGUCAGGAACGUUCAGAGCGCCACGACCUUUGGUAACUCCUUCGCCAACUUCCACGACUUUUCCAAGACUCUGAGUACGGUUCUGCGGAUGGCAAUGCUGCGCUGCACCAACGUCCCUCAGUACAUAUGGGAGACCCAGCUCACGGCCAAAGCAGCCGACAGGAACAUCGCGAGGUUCCAUUACUACUCCAAAUGGAUAGAUCGUCGAGACUUCAAGCUGGCCGAGUUGAAAGAGGACGCUAGAUAUUACUGGAGUCGAUUUGACCAGCUGUUCCCGCCGUCGAGGAUAGAGGAUAAGAUGAGAGGAGCCGGCGUGGGCGAAAGUCGCAUGCUCUCAGGCACCAUUCUCUUGAUAGCCAGGGACUUUGAAGGCGUCGUCCAGAUCUCGGUGUACGCUGAUAUUACCAAGCGAGAUUGGAGAGGGACAGCCUUCGACACGGUCGUUAAGGUGAUGGUUCUGCAUUACGACGUUCUGCCGUUGAUAGACGGCCCGUGGAUGACCCAUCUGAAGAAGCUGCUACACAACGGCGCGUCGUUCAAGAAGCACGUGGCGUGGUACAUGAGCGGGAUGCCGCUACAGGAGAAAGCGCUCACCUUCCGGGACUGGGAAUACGUCACGUGGUCACACCGACAGCAGAUGAAGGACUGGAUUAGACAGCGUCUGCGGCUUGCGUGGAAGUGACGUCACGGUGUAGUGUCAUUAACACAUUGCUAGUGUAUGGACAAAUGAAACAGACAGUUGUACAUUACAAUCAAUUCCACUAUAUUUUACUCUUAGGAACAGUAUUCCAAUGCCUCCGUUGUUUUGUUAUUUUCUAAAUAAACUGAAUUGAGUGGGAGCUUAUUUCACAAUCCAGUAUCUGGUUGACUGAAUUAUUAAAAAUAUUACAGAGUGUCCAACAAUUA
Messenger RNA from Gigantopelta aegis, 1219 nucleotides. RefSeq lists its product as uncharacterized. Lineage: Eukaryota; Metazoa; Mollusca; Gastropoda; Neomphalida; Peltospiridae. The transcript has 2 exons. The coding region runs from base 180 to 995 and encodes 271 amino acids. The record is from RefSeq and is a predicted model, not a curated record.